CACCACUGUUUACGGUUAUACCUGCUAUCGACAGAUACCAAAAAUUUGUUAGGAAUUUGUUGACAGAAUAUUGAAUGAGGAGAAAUGAAUUUAGAAUUAUUAGAAUCCUUUGGGCAGAAUUAUCCCGAAGAAUUUGAUGGAACUUUGGAUUGCAUAUCUUUUGCAGUGACCUGUGCAUUUAAUAAAAGAGGAACGCUGCUCGCCGUAGGCUGCAAUGAUGGAAGGAUAGUAAUUUGGGAUUUUCUAACUCGCGGCAUAGCAAAGAUAAUCAGUGCUCAUGUGCAUCCCGUUUGUUCUAUAAGCUGGUCAAGAAACGGACAUAAACUUCUCAGUGCUUCUACAGACAACAAUGUUUGCAUCUGGGAUGUUCUCUCAGGAGAAUGCGACCAGAAAUAUAGAUUUCCAUCACCUAUAUUAAAGGUUCAAUUUCACCCAAGAAAUGCUAACAAAUUUCUGGUUUGUCCCAUGAGACAUGCUGCUGUUUUGGUAAAAAUCGAAGGCACACACAGGGUCAUACCUCUCGAUGAAGAUAGUGACUUGAAUAUAGUGGCAUCAUUUAACAGGCGAGGCGAUUACAUAUUUACGGGUAAUACUAGAGGAAGAAUUCUAGUUCUAAAUUCAGAAAGUCUGGCUGUCAAAGCCUCUUACAAAAUAUCUCAAGGCACAGCCAGUAAUACGGCUGUAAAAAGUAUCGAGUUUGCCAGACGAGGAGACUGUUAUCUCGUCAACACUUCCGACAGAGUUAUAAGAGUUUACGAUAGUACGGAAGUUCUGGCCUGUGGAAAGGAUGGGGAGCCGGAACCUAUCCAAAAACUCCAAGAUUUGGUCAACAAAACUAUGUGGAAGAAGUGCUGCUUUUCAGGAGACGGUGAAUAUGUUUGUGCCGGUUCUGCAAGGCAGCAUGCUCUCUAUAUUUGGGAAAAAAGUAUUGGAAAUUUGGUAAAAAUAUUACACGGAACCAAAGGAGAGCUUCUACUUGAUGUUGUGUGGCAUCCGGUGAGACCAAUAAUUGCUUCAAUAUCAUCCGGAGUGGUUUCGAUCUGGGCUCAAAAUCAGGUUGAAAAUUGGUCAGCAUUUGCUCCUGAUUUCAAAGAGCUAGAUGAAAAUGUUGAAUACGAAGAAAGAGAAAGCGAGUUCGAUUUGAGCGACGAAGAUAAGUCCGUGGUCCAAGGGGAAGAGGCGCAAGAUGAAGAAAUUGAAGUUGACGUAGCUGCAAUUGACAGGGUGGCUGCCUUCUGUAGUUCUGACGAAGAAACUGAAAACAUUGGGUCGCUUCAAUUUUUGCCAAUUUCACCCGAUGUUGAAGAAUCAGAAGACACACAAUCAGCACCUCAAGAACCUCCAGUGAAAAAACAUCGCUCCCAUGAUAUCAAUCUACAAGGAGCACCAACUGAUGAAACUCAUCCACUCUUAAACAAAGGAAAGGACAAACCUGCAGCAAAAAAAGGUAGACCUAGGCUUGAACAUCGAAAAGGAAAAUGAAUAUAUUUAUUAGCCAAAUUUAUGUAAAAUUUUCUAAAUAAAACGUCUCAUAAUUUUAACAUC
Molecule: messenger RNA, 1545 nt
Organism: Diprion similis
Lineage: Eukaryota; Metazoa; Arthropoda; Insecta; Hymenoptera; Diprionidae
Gene: Rbbp5
Product: retinoblastoma-binding protein 5 homolog
Exons: 7
Coding region: 85-1482 (465 amino acids)
Cellular component (GO): Set1C/COMPASS complex
Molecular function (GO): protein binding
Source: RefSeq, a predicted model, not a curated record